Messenger RNA from Alligator sinensis (Chinese alligator), 4285 nucleotides. It is a transcript of the gene TSPAN9, whose product is annotated as tetraspanin 9. The coding region runs from base 508 to 1377 and encodes 289 amino acids. NCBI's taxonomy places the organism in Eukaryota, Metazoa, Chordata, Crocodylia, Alligatoridae. The transcript is spliced from 8 exons. The record is from RefSeq and is a predicted model, not a curated record. Gene Ontology annotation, cellular component: membrane.
AAAAGAAAAGACAGAGCAGUAUGUGAGAAGCAGUCAGAGAGAGGCAGAGAGGGAAGCUGAGAGAGCAAGCAAAGUGCUUGGGCUGAGGAAGUCUCCCAGGUGCACUGUAGAAGCUUUUUGGAAAUGGAUACAAGGACCAUCUGCUGCCUAUAGGUCAGGGGACUGUGGACUGAGGGUGGAGAGGCAGAGUUUAUGGAUCUUUUAAAUAAAAGCUAAGUUAUGCCUGACAGAUUUGCCAAGACGUCAUGAGAACCUUCCUGCACGGGAUGCUAAUGUAUAAAUUCAAGCUACAGAGACCUAUAGCAUAGCUUACUUUGGUAUUAAUAAUAAUAAAAAAGCAGAAGCAAUGCAAGGAAUAUUACAAUAAAUUCCACGGUGGUUAUCUGAUUUGUUUACCAAGAUAAAAAAACAAACAUCAGCCUGCUACUACUGUGGAGUUCAUGAAGCACUGCAUUUAAUGUCGAGAGAUGCUAGACAUUAAAUCUGACAACUGUGAAAAGAGAGAUCAUGGAGAAGUCAAGUAGCGAGGAUUCUUCAAUUCACCGGAGUCCAUCUUUGGAUAGCAAGGACUCAGACUUUGCUAAACCUUCUACCUCAGGGAGGCAGUUUGGUAGCGGUUUCACUGCUGGAGCUUUCUAUGAAUUUAAGAAGUGCAACAUGGCAAGAGGCUGCCUGUGUUGUUUGAAAUACAUGAUGUUCCUUUUCAAUUUAAUAUUUUGGUUAUGUGGUUGUGGACUCUUGGGCGUGGGGAUAUGGCUAUCAGUGUCGCAAGGAAACUUUGCCACGUUCUCUCCCAGCUUCCCAUCCCUUUCCGCUGCCAACCUUGUCAUCGCCAUUGGUACAGUCAUAAUGGUGACCGGCUUCCUGGGGUGCCUGGGUGCUAUCAAGGAAAACAAGUGCCUCCUUUUGAGUUUUUUCAUCGUUUUGCUGAUAAUUCUCCUGGCAGAACUGAUUUUACUAAUCCUGUUCUUUGUUUAUAUGGACAAGAUCAGUGACAGCGCAAAGAAGGAUUUGAAAGAAGGCCUGAUGCUUUACAAUACAGAUGAUAAUGUUGGACUAAAGAAUGCAUGGAAUAUCAUUCAAGCAGAGAUGCAGUGCUGUGGUGUUAAUAAUUUUACUGAUUGGUACCCAGUGCUGGGGGACAACACUGUUCCAGACCGAUGCUGUACAGAAAAUUCCCAAGGCUGUGGGCGAAAUUCUACUAAUUUACUGUGGAAGACGGGCUGUUAUGAGAAAGUUAUGAUGUGGUUUGAUGAUAACAAGCAUGUUCUUGGGACAGUGGGGAUGUGUAUCCUUAUCAUGCAGAUACUUGGGAUGGCCUUCUCCAUGACACUCUUCCAACAAAUUCAUAGGACUGGUAAAAAAUACGAUGCCUAAACCUUUGAAACGUUAGCUGCAUCUACACUUCUGUCUUGCCAUUAAAAACAAAACAAAACAACUGAAAAGAGUAUCCAGCUUUGCCCUGCUGAGGGCAGUCAUCCCAUCAAUCAAUCCUUCAUCAUUACUUGACUGAUUACUAGCACAACUUGUUACUUGACUUACCUUUUUUUUUGUCUGUUUAUGCAUUUGCCAUUUAUUGCCAAAGAAAACAAAAAUAAUAAAAAACAAAUCAGUUUUCUACACUAAUUCAUAGAUCUGCUAUUAAACUUUUUCCCUAACUUUAUUUAAGAAAAUGCUUUGCUCUACUAAUUGGUGUUAGACAUGCAAAGAUAAUGUGACAGAUGUGUGCUUAACUUCUAGAGAGAAUUCUUUGAAGUCUUCUGCUAAGUCUCAAACUGCUCAUAUCUGAUAUACUGGAAGACUUGGGAAAGCCACUCAAACUGAAUUCCUUAGGAAAUGGAGCUGCUUGCUUGCAGCUUUUUGUACCUUACGGUGUAUACUUUUUUAUUAUUAUGGAGGUAGUAUAGAAUUGAGUAGCCUGAUUUAUAACUUUUUACCUUUUUUUUCAUCUAUCAUCUUUUAAGCUAGGAACCAUUGUGCGAUCUUUGAAGGGUGUGUCUUUUUUUUCCUAAAGUUAGCAGUUUAAAAGGUGGAAAUAAAAACAUGACUUCUAAAGUCCAUAACUAGGCUAACUUAAACUGUAGCUACUGAGCUACUGCCACUUUGUGUCUUUACUGGGAAGGUGGUAGUCCUCGGGAGGCUGAUUCCUUUUAGAACCAGAUUUUGAUGUUCCUACUCUCACUAAGCAAGAUGGUAAAUUCCUCCUUCAGAGUAAGCUAGACUGCGAUGCCUUUACCCAUGUUGUUUAGAGCCAUCAUUUCAUUGGGAGUUUAGAUACUAAAGUCUUGUUCUGGAUCUGAUCCUACAUCUUUAAGUAGUUCCCCCUGAUAUGACUAUUUGGGCAUCAUACUGUUCAGUGUGAGUAGAGACAUCAGAAUUUCAAAGGUGAAGGAAGGGUUCAAGAUCUAGCCCACUGAGUAGCAGUUUACAAGUCAUCCCACUGAUUCUGGAUAGGAUGGCAAUGGUGUGAGAUGUUCUUCUGCAUGAAUAAGAAGAGCACAAUUAGGCUCAUUGUAUUCAUCAUUGCUCACUUUCCCAAAAGGAGUUGCCUUGACAAUGGUUGCAAUCGUGCGGAGCUGGCAGGGUAACUUUGAGCAAUAAUGGAGGUAAAGUCAAGUGGAGGGAUGGUUUGGUGAAUGUCCCAGUGGAACGGGAACGGGGUGAUUUCACUUACCAUUUUGCUAUGAAAUCAGUUACUGGAUAGAUAGGUGCUCAAAACCGGUGUGUGUCUUUCCACAUUCAGCACGGACAAAUAUCUUUUGGUUUUCCAUGUCCUGCUUACCAAGUGGUAGCUUAGAACUCAUCACAAUACACAUCUCUACUGACAUUCCUGUUAGAAAACUUGAACAUAUACCUCUCUCUAGUUUUAAUGCUGCUUCAUUCUUUGUUGGCCCCUGCUUACCUUUUCAUGUUCUUUGCAGAGAGAGGUCUCUCUUACGUUUUGCUGCUUCACGAAGGUAUGAACGAAAAUGAAAAUUCAGCUAUUUCAUGGCACUCCAGUUUUAAACACAUUUAAAAACAAAUUCGUUAACAAUUGAGCUCAGUUAUUGAAAUGGACAGAUGUUCACUAUCUGUUAUCAGAGCAGUACUUAAAACCUUGGAUUUCUGAUUUUCAUUUACAUUCAGUCUGCAGUGUCCUUCCUCUUCAUUACUCUGUUGGCUCAGCAGCCACAGUGGGGCUGAAUGAAGUCUUUUCCACUCAUUCAGUUUCUGUGGUCUAGUAUUUGCUGAGCGUUCAGACACAGUUCCUUGGCUUGUACCGGCAGCAUCUGGGAUUCCAAUGUGGUCUACCAUUCAAGUACUAGCCAGGCCUAGGACUGCUUAGGUUUCAAAGACCAGUCAAGAUGAAGUGUUUUCAGUCUGGCAUAGCCACAUAGUCUGGUAGCAUAAAGUGGCCUUACUUACAAUAGGGGGAAAAGGGCCUUUUUCACUUUCAGGCUCUCUUCAGUCACAGUGCUGUGUCUCUUACACAGUCACAGUGCUGUAAAGGGACACUUGUUUAAAUGAGAUCAGUCCUUGAGAAUCUAACCAAUGUUUUUAAACUUGGAAGUCUACUGAAAGGCACUUGCAUUAGUAGUUAGCCACCUAAGUAAAUGGACUGAUAUUCAGAGUGGCUGAACCUAGUUCAUACCUGUUGAACAAAAUGACACUGUACAAGCUCAGAAACUCUGAAAAUCAAGCGGCAUAUUUAGAUGUCUGGAAGGCGGUAUUAGGUUGCUAACUUGAGGCUCCUGUGUUUGAAACUGUUGGCUCUAAUGCCUGCAUAUGUUGGUGAGUGCAGGGUAACAAAAUCAAGUCCCUCCUAAGUAGCUGUUGGGUUGCAUAUACCCUAUGGUUAUUCUUCCACUGGCAAACUGAGGUUUCAUUCAUAUUUCCUUUUAAAGACUUGAGAAAGGAGGGGAAAAAAGAAAAAGCUGGGUUUACUUUUAAUUGUAACAAAAAUUGGGACCAUAAGUGUUGGAGUUCCAUCUGAUACCUUCUGUAUCAAGAAUGGGAGCACUGGCACUAAGCAUAUUUGCUGCUAUGCAUAAAGGUUUUAUCCAAAGUUCAGAAAAGCCAACAAGUUUGAAUUUUUGGGCUUUUUUCCAUUCAUAGCUCUACUUCUUAUCAUUGAUAGUAGAGUCAUUUUGGGUUCUCUUGUGAAAAUACAAUGGUUUUCUCUCUCAAAGACACAGAAGGGUGUUAAAACAAGCAAGGGCAUGAUGCUAAUUCUUUGAAGGUCGCACAGUGGUACCUGAUGAAUCUUAAAUUUUAAUCUGUGGUUGGUUUUUGUAAAAAAAAAAAA